AACCAGCCGUAUGCCGGGACCUGCUAAUCAUCGAACCCUCCCAGGCUGAGUCUGAGCCAAAUCUCUCUCUUCUCUCUCUCUCCGGUUCCCCUCCGAUCCAACCUGCGGCGGCGGCCGGCAGCCUCCCGCCCCCCUAUGCCCUGUACCACACGCAAUCCUAACCCAGAUCACCCGCACGCCAUCGCGCCGGUUUCCCCUCCGCCGCCAUGGGCUCCAUCGAGCCCUUCAACCGGCUGGUGAGGCUGGCGGCGCGCGCGUUCUACGACAACAUCUCCAUGAAGGGCGACAACCAGCCCAAGACCUCCCGCGGGGACAACCGCGGCAUGGCCGUCGUCGUCCUCGACGCGCUCACCAGACGCCAGUGGGUACGGGAGGAAGAUUUGGCUAAAGCGUUGAAACUCCACUCGAAGCAGCUGCGGCGCAUUCUCCGGUUCUUCGAAGAAGAGAAGCUAGUCACGAGAGAUCACCGGAAGGAGUCUGCAAAAGGAGCAAAAGUAUACAAUGCUGCUGCUGCAGCUACCAGUGAUGGUCAACCAGUCACUAAGGAGGGAGAAGAGAAAGUAAAGAUUCACACACAUUCGUACUGUUGCCUGGAUUAUGCUCAGAUCUGUGAUGUCGUAAGGUACCGGAUACACCGCAUGAAGAAAAAAUUGAAGGAUGAAUUGGACAGCAGAAAUACAAUUCAACACUAUAUAUGUCCUAGCUGUAAUAAAAGGUACUCAGCCUUUGAUGCACUACAACUGGUAAGCUACACGGAUGAGUACUUCCAUUGUGAAACUUGCAAUGGUGAAUUGGUUGCAGAGAGUGACAAGCUUGCUUCUGAGGAAAUGGGAGAUGGUGAUGACAAUGCAAGAAAGCGUAGGCGUGAGAAAUUGAAGGAUAUGCAGCAAAGAAUUGAUGAGCAAUUGAAGCCAUUGGUUGCACAACUUGAUAGAGUGAGGAAUCUGCCUGCGCCUGAAUUUGGGAGCCUACAAUCAUGGGAAAGAGCAAAUAUUGGUGCUUUUGCAAAUGGUGACCCUGGUGCAGCUGAUUCAUCUAGGAACUCACAAGGGCCGUAUAAUGGUACGCCAAUGCCAUACAUUGGAGAGACAAAGGUUGAAGUUGCAUUAGGUGAUGGUGUACAAGAAGAUGGUGCUGAAUCUGGUAAAAAUGGUACAGACAAGAAAGUCUUACCUCCAUGGAUGAUCAGUCCAGGCAUGAAUCUUACUAAGGAACAAAGAGGAGAGACCAGUAGCACAUCGAAACUAGAUGAGAAAUCAGAAGCCAAUGAUGACAAAAAACAGGACUCAAAAGAUGAGAAGAGUAUACAGGAGGAAUACAUAAAGGCUUAUUACGAGGCCUUGAGGAAAAAGCAGGAAGAGGAAGAUGCAAAAAGGAGAAUGCAGCAGGAAGGCGAGACUUUAGUCUCUGAUUCUCAAUCUGAACGCCAGAUGGGCAAGAAAUACAAACGGGAGGAUGAGGAUGAGGGUAUUGAAUGGGAAGAGGAGCAACCUGCAGGAAAUACAGAGGAGACAUACAAAUUGGCAGAUUUGAAUGUGGAGGCCCAAGAAUCUGGCGAUGAUGAAGAGGAUAUUGACUGGCAAGAGGGUUAAAACUUGAAAAGGUAGCGUGUGACCCCUUGCUCCCACUUGAAUUUUGUCCAACUAGUUCAAGCACACUAUGUCAUGGACGGUAUGAUUAGCGAUUUUGCCAACUAGACAAGAGGCAAAGACAAACGUGGAAAGCAUCGACCCGAUGAGAUAGUUGCCUUGGCGUGUUUGGCCAUGCGGAAUUUGUUCGAGUGAAAAGCCAGCUACUAUGCGUUUUCGUUUCAAGAAUAUUGUAAGAAAAAUGUAUUCUUAGCAGCAAAUGAAUAUCUGCUUUAUAAUUGCAAAGAAUUACUGUGGACUAGUAUGGUAUGGACAAUGUGACGUACGUGCGGAAGGAAAUGCUUACGUGUGGUUCAUUUGGUUC
Phragmites australis (common reed) is the source of this 1953-nucleotide messenger RNA. RefSeq names its product transcription initiation factor IIE subunit alpha. The record is from RefSeq and is a predicted model, not a curated record. The transcript is spliced from 10 exons. Gene Ontology annotation, cellular component: transcription factor TFIIE complex. NCBI's taxonomy places the organism in Eukaryota, Viridiplantae, Streptophyta, Magnoliopsida, Poales, Poaceae. The coding region runs from base 207 to 1592 and encodes 461 amino acids. Gene Ontology annotation, biological process: transcription open complex formation at RNA polymerase II promoter; transcription initiation at RNA polymerase II promoter.